AUGACAACGGGGUCUAUCUUCCGGUAUGAGGCUGAAUUGCAUGCACAUAACUCCCGUAGUGCUGUAUAUCCCUUACUGAUACGACUACAGCCCUCGCCCACCGAGACGAAGAGCUACUGGCAGAGGCCAUCGUCUCGAAAAGCCAGCCGGAACCUCGUUGAUGAAAAUGAGCCCUUCUCAAUAUCGCGGGAGUCGUUUGAUUCAUAUCGUCGUUCAUUUGACAUAUCCGCUCGGUCUCCCGUGAGCCAGCAUUCGGACAUUGCUGCGUCUCGCACCUCACUGGACUCCCGCCUGUCCCGGACCACCUGUCCCCGUACAUCAACAAACGGCAAUUCCCUCGAACCCCCCACAGACAGCAACGGCGUGGACGACGUAGAAGAUCCGUUCGAAGACGUCUCCCUAGCUGAUGAUUCCAAGCCGAAGAAACGAGGGCUGUUCUCUCGCUUUGGUGACUCGCCUGCGUCCCAGCAGACACCCGGAAAGCAUAGCUUCCACUUCCCCGGUAGACGACGGGAUCAAAGGGGUCACAUUUCCUUCCGGCCUGCUACAUAUCUGCCUUUCCCAGCUGCCGAACUGCGCUCCCCCUUUACUGCUCUCCAGGCGUUCUGGCUUCUUCCUCCCUUUUUGUUUGCUUCUUCCUUUUCUUCUUUUCUUCUUUUCUUCUUUCUUCCUUUGCUGCAUUUUUUUGGGAAAGUCGCAAAGAUGGAGAUGUACAUAUCACAAGAAGAAGAUAUUAUUGAGAUUCACUUGAAGGAGCUCAUUUUUUUGGAAGUGGUUUCUGCGGCUGGAAUAUACACGAUGGCGGGGGUAAAGCGCAGGACCGAUGCUACGGAGGCCUCCCUCAGCAAAAGGACCAAGUCGAAGUCGUCCGCGAAGCCGGUCGAAGUGAAGGGCAAGUCCAAGUCCAAGGCCGCAAAGGUGGUGGAGUUGGACAGCGAUGAGGAUAUGCUAGAUGACGACGACGACGACGAUGAUGAUGAUGAGGAGGAGGACGACUACGAGGACGGAGAUGAAGUGGAUGAAAAAAUGGAGGAGGAGGAAUUGAGCAAUGAGUCUGAGAAAGACGCCGCAAAGGGCAACGGCAAUGCCAAUGGCAAUGCAGAAAACAAAACAAGCACGUCUAGAGAGUCCCAUGCAAAGCAAAAGGCUCUUGCACAAGAGCGCAAAGCCGCCCGGCCCAAUGCCGAUGCCAUUGCGCGCACAAAGAAGAUCUGGGAAAGACUACGGCGGAAGUCCCAUGUGCCUCGCGAAGAGCGCAAGAAGCUGGUUGCCGAGCUAUACGGCAUUAUAACAGGCCGAGUAAAGGACUUUGUUUUCAAGCACGACUCAGUCCGAGUUAUCCAGACCGCGCUCAAGUAUGCGAACCUGGAGCAGCGGAAGAACAUUGCCGUCGAGCUGAAGGGCGACUACCGGAGUUUGGCAGAGAGCAAGUACGCAAAGUUCUUGCUUGGAAAGUUGCUUGUACAUGGGGAUGCUGAAAUCCGGGACCUGAUCAUACCAGAGUUCUUCGGCCAUGUGAAGAGGCUUAUCCGGCAUCCAGAGGCCUCGUGGAUCUUGGACGAUAUCUACCGAACCGUGGCCACACCGGUGCAGAAGCACAAGCUGCUUCGAGAAUGGUACGGGAUGGAGUUUACGCUUAUGAAAGACGAGAUUAGCGAUGAGACGCCGUCGCUGCCUGAAAUCCUGGAGAAGAGCCCCGAGAAGCGUGCGCCCAUCCUACAGCACCUCCAUGGGAUGAUAAACCAGCUUAUCCAAAAGAAGACCACGGGCUUCACCAUGUUGCAUGAUGCAAUGCUGCAGUACUUCCUCAGCACGAAGCCCGGCAGCGAGGAAGCAACCGAGUUCAUCGAGCUGCUCAAGGGAGACGAAGAAGGGGACCUAGCAAAGAAUCUGGCAUUUACCAAGUCUGGUGCCAGGCUGAUGUGUCUGGCGCUCGCGUACUCGAAUGCCAAAGAUCGUAAGCUGCUGCUGCGAAUGUACCGUGAUACAGUGAAGCUGAUGUCUGGAGACGUCCACGGCCACACUGUGCUCCUGGUCGCGUACGAGGUUGUGGAUGAUACCAAGUUGACUCAGAAGCUGCUGCUGUCCGAACUGCUUACCCAGGACGACCUGGUGCCGCGGGCCAACGAUCAGCUGGCUCGCAUCCCCAUACUCUAUUCGUUUGCCGGCAAGAAGAACGGGUGGCUGAUUACCGAUACAGACCGCCAGAUCCUCGAUGAAGUGUGCGAGAUACGAUCACAGACAUCCAAGAAGGAUCCCGAGAUCCGUCAACGAGAGCUCGUCAGCGCGGCCUCUCCGGCUCUGCUCGAAUGCAUUACCAACAACGCUGCUGCCCUGGCCGAGACCAGCUUUGGAGCCCGAUUCAUCACCGAGGUCCUUUUCGACAGCACCGGUGACAAAACAGCUGCUCUCGAGGCUGUGGCGGGCCUGGCAGAGGCAGAGGCAGCAGGAGAUGUCCUCAAGUCUCCCAACGCGGGUCGAAUGCUCAAGGCCCUCGUCCAGGGAGGGCGGUUCAACAAUGCUACCAAGAAGGUAGAACCCGUCCAGCCUCCGCUCAACUUUGCAUCCCUUCUCUACAAGCACAUCAAGGACAACGUGCAGUCGUGGGCCACCGAGUGGAAUCCCUUUGUCGUUGUUGCCCUGCUGGAGUCCGAAGAGUUUGACAAGCGAGACGAGCUGGCCGCUACCUUGAAGAAGAGCAAGAAGCGGCUAACGGAGCUGGCCAGCAAGCCCAAGGGAGACGGAGAGGAGAAACGAGACCCUGCCAGCAGCGCUGCAAAGCUGCUCCUUGAUAAAAUCGCCUGA
Trichophyton verrucosum HKI 0517 is the source of this 2805-nucleotide messenger RNA. RefSeq lists its product as uncharacterized. Gene Ontology annotation, cellular component: nucleolus. NCBI's taxonomy places the organism in Eukaryota, Fungi, Ascomycota, Eurotiomycetes, Onygenales, Arthrodermataceae. Gene Ontology annotation, molecular function: mRNA binding. Gene Ontology annotation, biological process: regulation of translation. The record is from RefSeq and is a predicted model, not a curated record. The transcript is spliced from 5 exons. Bases 1 to 2805 code for a protein of 934 amino acids.